AGGGAAGCAUUGAAGUAUCCCUUUGUCAAAUUAAAGUAAAGCGAAUUUGUUGAAAAAGAAAUCUGAUACUGAGAAAAAGAGGGAAUUCAGUAACCGAAGGGCAACUGAUCAGUAGUUUCAGAUCCGUUUCGGAUUCUCUGACCCCUUGAACUCCCCGCGAGUUUUUUCUUUCUCGCGAGGUGAAUAAUAGUGGCACAUAGUCGAACCCCUGACCCCUUCUCGGGAGGUUCGCGCCUCGGCGCCUAAGCCCGUACCAAAGGAAAGAGAAAGAAAUUGCGGAAGCGGGAAGGUUAAGGGGACGGCACGAAAGGGAUAUCGCGCCGUCCAUCACCAUGAAGCUCGUUGACCACGUGGUGAGAAGUUUCAAGGUGGCCAAGGUUUUUCGUGAAAAUUCCGACCGCAUAAACAGCAUCGACUUCUCACCGAACGGGGACACUUUGAUCUCUUGUUCAGAGGAUGAUCAGAUUGUGAUAUAUGAUUGCGAGAAAGGCACUCAGGUGCGUACAGUCAACUCGAAGAAGUACGGUGUUGACUUAAUUCACUUCACACAUGCGAAGAAUACAGCGAUACACAGCAGUACCAAGAUCGACGAUACAAUUCGUUAUCUCAGUCUGCACGACAACAAGUACAUACGAUAUUUCCCGGGUCAUAGCAAGAAAGUUGUGUCGCUGUGUAUCAGUCCUAUAGAAGAUACGUUUCUUUCUGGUUCUCUAGAUAAAUCAUUAAGACUAUGGGAUCUACGUUCGCCGAAUUGCCACGGUGUAAUGAACGUUUCCGGACGCCCGGUCGCUGCCUACGAUCCCGAGGGUCUGAUAUUUGCUGCAGGCGUCAAUUCAGAGUCCAUAAAAUUGUAUGAUUUACGCAGUUUCGAUAAGGGGCCAUUUGCCACGUUUAAGUUGUCACAAGAAAAGGAAUGUGACUGGACAGGAUUGAAGUUCAGCAGAGAUGGCAAAACUAUCUUGAUUUCCACAAAUGGCAGCACGAUUCGUUUGAUUGAUGCAUUUCAUGGUACUCCCUUACAGACGUUUGCUGGUUAUCUGAACAAUAAGGGAAUUGCAAUUGAGGCCAGUUUCAGUCCCGAUUCACAGUUUGUAUUCAGUGGAUCAACAGAUGGUAGAGUACAUGUAUGGAAUGCUGAGACUGGAUACAAGGUUUGCGUGUUAAACGGUGAUCAUCCUGCACCUGUUCAAUGUAUUCAAUUUAAUCCUAAGUACAUGAUGCUCGCAUCGGCCUGCACCAACAUGGCAUUUUGGUUACCAACAGUCGACGAAAGUGCAUAA
This is a messenger RNA of Dufourea novaeangliae, 1280 nucleotides long. It is a transcript of the gene Wdr82, whose product is annotated as WD repeat-containing protein 82. Lineage: Eukaryota; Metazoa; Arthropoda; Insecta; Hymenoptera; Halictidae. The record is from RefSeq and is a predicted model, not a curated record. Gene Ontology annotation, molecular function: protein binding; chromatin binding. The transcript has a single exon. The coding region runs from base 333 to 1280 and encodes 315 amino acids. Gene Ontology annotation, cellular component: Set1C/COMPASS complex.